AUGUUCCGCACAGCACUAGUCCGUACUGCUGCCUCGGCUUCCCGUAUCGCCGCUCGCCCCGUCGCCAGCGCCAGCGCCCGCGCCCCCAUCCUUAGAGUCGCCCUGCCUGCCACGUCGAGAAUCGCUGCCUUCAAGACCGUUCGCAUGUACUCUGCCGCCUCGGGCCUGAAGAAGGACGAGGUUGAGGGUCGCAUCAUGGGCAUUCUGCAGAGCUUCGACAAGGUCAACGACACAAGCAACAUCAAGCCCACUGCCCACUUCGCAAACGACCUGGGUCUGGACAGCUUGGACACGGUUGAGGUUGUCAUGGCGAUAGAGGAGGAGUUCAGCAUCGAGAUCCCCGACAAGGAUGCAGAUGGCAUUCACAGCGUGGACAAGGCUGUUGAGUACAUCGUCAGCCAACCCGAUGCCAACUAA
Molecule: messenger RNA, 417 nt
Organism: Truncatella angustata
Lineage: Eukaryota; Fungi; Ascomycota; Sordariomycetes; Amphisphaeriales; Sporocadaceae
Product: acyl carrier protein-like protein
Exons: 3
Coding region: 1-417 (138 amino acids)
Biological process (GO): fatty acid biosynthetic process
Cellular component (GO): mitochondrion
Molecular function (GO): acyl carrier activity; acyl binding
Source: RefSeq, a predicted model, not a curated record